CUCUACGUAUUAUUUUUUGAAAGGCUAUACCUCUACGUAUUAGGAAUGGGCAAGAGAAAAAUAAAAAGCCCAAUAUGACCCAUAUGUGGUUAGCCCACGAAGAAACACACGCAGCUGUUCGGGCCACUGCUCGUCCUUUGACCUCGCUCCCUAAUUCUUCCGUCAUCUCGCCGCCACGGCUCGCUUCCUGCCUCGCGUGCUCGCUGACCUCGCCGGACGCCGUCCCUGCCUACCUCGCCGUCCCAGGAGUGGAGGAGCCGAUUUCUUCUCCGUUUGCCCCGCCCAACGCUUGGAGUCUCGCCGCGUCUGCGGCUCCCACCGCCCUGCGUGUCUGUGCCCCUGCCCAGGUGCGGCAAGCCAGUAGCCGGCAGUGCCCCAUUGCCUCGCGGGCGGUGGCUGGUACCCCUGCAAUCCAGAGCCGCCAGACUAAUCUGCAAUUUGCCACUGUACAAAUUUUCGAUCUGAGAAGUAUUGAAGAAUGAAGAGGACAUGAAACAUCUAUUUUUUCAAAGACAUGCUAUGAACAUAGGAAGAAGGCUAGUAUGCCGGAUGUGGCCGAUGCAGAAGAACUAAGCGGAGAACUUGUGGUAGAAAUAAAAACUCAUGAACCAGCAGUGUCUGUGUCGGAUGUGACGAUAGAGCAAGAUCACAUACAUCCAAGGCGAAUGAAGAAGAUAUAAUGUAUUCUUUCAUGGCAAUGCAAAAAGGGUAGGCCAGAAACAUAGUAUUCUUUGAACUUCUCAAGGUAUGUGGUAUGGAACUUGUUGGCUGAAAGAUACUUUGCGUCCUUCUUUUAUGCAAAACUGAGACUUAAUUGAGAAUUCUCAUCACUUAAGUUUGUAAGACUUAAUUGUCAAAAUUUUUUUGGACCACCCUAUUUUCAAAUCCUAGCUCCGCCACUGGCCAUCGGCGGUUGACGUUUCCUUGUCCUGCAACCCGAACGGGAGCAAGUGAAGCUCUGUACUUCCCCAAGCUGCUUUCUGUCAAGCCACAGCCGAACCAAACACAGCCUCAAUCGAUUGGGCUCGUUCGGGAGGUUUGAUGACGAUGGUCCGGGCGAAUCCGGCGACGGCAGUUCUUGAUUCGUACAAGCACAUCAAGCGCUUGGCCGGUGGCCGGCCGGACCAGUUUGACCUUGCAGCGGUCCUGUCAGCGUGCGCGUGGCUGGACAUCCUCGCCUGCGGCACACAGGUGCACUGUGACGCGGUGAAGAGUGGCUUCUUCUCGGGCGCCUUUUGUGCGACGGCGCUGGUGAACAUGUACGCCAGGUGCGGCCGCGUGGGGGAUGCCCGCAGGGUGUUCGGCGGAAUCGCAUGCCCGGACACCGUGUGCUGGACGAGCAUGAUCUCUGGGUACCACCGAGCUGGAAGAUACGGGGAAGCAUUGUCUUUGUUCUCGAGAAUGUUGAAGAUGGGAUCUUCUCCGGACCAAGUGACUUGUGUCACCGUAAUUUCCAUUCUUGCGAGCUUGGGUAGGCUGGAUGAUGCUAGGGCCUUGCUGAAGAGGAUGCCGGCGCCGAGCAUGGUUGCUUGGAACGCUGUCAUCUCCAGUUAUGCGCAACAGAGUGGGAUCAAGCAUGAGGUCUUUGGAUUGUAUAAGGACAUGAAGAGGCAGGGAUUAUGGCCCAGUAGAUCGACUUUUGCCAGCAUGCUAAGCGCAGCAGCCAAUAUGAAGGCGUCUGUUGAAGGUCGACAGUUCCACGCGUCCUCGGUAAGGCAUGGCUUGGAUGCAAAUGUUUUCGUGGGUAGUUCUCUGAUCAACCUUUAUGCGAAAUGUGGUUGCAUUAGUGAGGCGAAGUCUGUGUUUGAUUUCUCCCGUGAGAGGAACAUUGUCAUGUGGAAUGCGAUGCUCAAUGGGCUUGUUCGAAAUGAGCUACAAGAAGAGGCCAUCCAAAUGUUCUGGUAUAUGACGAGGCUUGGUCUUGAGGCUGAUGAGUUCACGUUUGUCAGUGUUCUUGGUGCAUGUGCCUACUUGGAUUCACAUUGCCUGGGAAGACAAGUGCAGUGUGUGACAAUCAAGAAUGGCAUGGCUGCAAGCUUGCUUGUUGCUAAUGCAACAUUAGAUAUGCACUCCAAAUUUGGAGCUACAGAUGAUGCGAAAACAUUAUUCAAUCUGAUUCCUUACAAGGAUAGUGUAUCCUGGAAUGCCCUUAUAGUUGGACUUGCACAUAAUGGAGAAGAGGAAGCAGCAAUUGGUAUGCUUGGAUUGAUGAAUGCGGAUGGUAUAACACUAGAUGAGGUGUCUUUUGCUACUGUAGUUAAUGCAUGUUCCAAUAUUCGAGCUACUGAGACUGGAAAGCAAAUCCACUGCCUAGCAAUGAAGUAUAGUAUCUGCUCUAAUCAUGCUGUUGGUAGCUCUCUGAUUGAUUUAUAUUCUAAGCAUGGAGAUGUGGAAUCUUGUAGGAAGGUUUUGGCACAGGUAGAUGCAAGUAGUAUAGUCCCAAUAAAUGCUCUGAUUGCGUGUCUUGUGCAGAACGAUAGAGAUGAUGAAGCUAUACAGUUGUUUCAGCAGGUUCUUAGAGAUCGUUUAAAGCCCUCCAGCUUUACAUUUUCAAGCAUUCUUUCUGGUUGUACUGGACUUCUCAGUUCAAUUGUUGGCAAACAAGCUCAUUGUUACACAAUGAAGUCUGGUCUUCUGACUGAUGAUUCUUCCCUUGGUGUUUUACUGAUCCGGAUAUAUUUGAAGUCCAAAAUGCCUGAGGAUGCCGACAAACUCUUGACAGAGAUGCCAGAUCACAAAAGCCUGCUUGAGUGGACAGCUAUCAUUUCAGGGUAUGCUCAAAAUGGUUACAGUUUGCAAUCAUUGGUAUCAUUUUGGAGAAUGCGCAGUUAUGAUGUUCACUCAGAUGAGGCGACCUUCGCUAGUAUUCUCAAAGCUUGUUCAGAAAUGACAGCUCUUAACGACGGGAAAGAGAUACAUGGGCUCAUCAUUAAAUCUGGAUUUAAUUCUUAUGAAACUUCAACUAGUGCCCUCAUAGACAUGUACUCCAAGUGUGGGGAUAUCACCUCAUCCUUUGAAGCCUUCAAACAAUUGGAAAACAAGCAAAGCAUCACGUUAUGGAACUCCAUGAUUGUUGGAUUUGCAAAGAAUGGUUAUGCUGACGAAGCACUUCUGCUUUUUCAGAAAAUGCAGAAGUCACAACUAAAGCCUGAUGACGUUACAUUCCUUGGUGUCCUAAUCGCUUGUGCUCAUGCUGGCUUAAUUUCUGUGGGUCGGCAUUACUUUGAUUCUAUGAACAAAGUCUAUGGAUUAAAGCCUAGAGUAGAUCAUUAUGCGUGUUUUAUUGAUCUCCUUGGACGAGGUGGUCAUCUUGAAGAGGCUGAAGAAGUUAUUAACCAGUUGCCUUUCAGACCUGAUGGUGUGAUCUGGGCGACAUACCUUGCAGGAUGCAGAAUGCACAAUGAUGAAGAAAGGGGGAAAGUUGCAGCAAAAAAACUUACCGAGUUGGAACCAGAAAACUCGUCUACAUAUGUGUUGGUUUCAGGCUUACAUGCUGCAGCUGGUAACUGGGGUGAAGCUAAGAUAGCCAGAGAAGCAAUGCGAGGAAAUGGAGUAACAAAAUUUCCGGGAUGUAGUUGGGUCACAGUAGGGAACAAGACAAGCUUAUUUCUUGUACAAGACAAGAAACACCCCGACUCUCUUAGCAUCUAUGAAAAGCUUGAUGAUCUUACUGGAAUGAUGAAGAAAGAUGAUGACAUUGAGGAGUAUGAUAUGCUUAUUUCAGCUGAAAUGUUUACUUGAUGACUCAAAACCCUUUUGAACCAAAAUGCUCUGCUUAAGAAUGAGGCCCUGAUGUCAUCUUCUGGCCAAUCCAGGACUUGGGUAGAUGCUUGGUUACCGAGUUCUAGCAUCACUGCAUCAGCACAGCUUUAAGGACUAUUGGUUUCACCCUGCAUUCCGACUCAAGGGAGCCUAAUUACCUGUGAUGAAAACACUUUGUUCAGUUGUGGAUACCAAGAUGGCUUGUGAAGUUACCACGAGGUCUCAUUCUUGAUGUGGGAAGCGGUACCAGUGAAGAUUCAGGGAGCAACUAGAACUCAUGUAUGCUCAGAUGUUGCUUAUUUGACGAAUUUGAUGUGGUGCCACAACUAGGUGGCACAGCUGCAGUUUUCCGAUCUCUUAUUUAUGCAUUCAGCUGGUCAGUUUUUUCGUAUGAAGCUUGAUGUUUAUGUUGCUUUGGCAACUUUUGUGCUUUGGAACUUGAUGAAUGGUAUCAUUGCACGAUGCACAGUUAUUAGUCUUGUAGGAGCACAAAAGACAACUUUGUAUCCUGAUCAUAUUUUUCUACUUCUGAACUCCACACGGUCCUCUGAACCAUUUAGGAUAGUGUGUUCAGUAUGUCCGAUUGCCAGGAUAUGCCGAAGGUCUGAUUUUGUCCAGUAUAAAUCAAUGGGCAGUUAUAUGUUGAAUUAUAUAUCUGCCAGUGUUUCAGAUGUGAUUGUUAAUAACCACUCUGCUGUCUUUCUUGUGAACUAACAUUUCAGAACUGCCGCAUUGGGCUGCAUGCCACACUGUACUAUUUUGUGUGACAUGGAUAAUGCUACCCUGUUUAUAAUCUUUAUUCGGUUAGAUUGCAAAGAAAACUACUUAGCAGCAUCCUGCCAUGUUUCAUCAUUUUUAUUCAUUGUGGGUAGCAGUUACUUAUUGGCUCCAGAAAACAAAUGAGCAUAGCUGGAUGGAGCUCCAGCAUCUUGAGUUCUUGGUGUUGCACCUGUGAGACUGCAGGUCCAGACAAUCUGAUGCCUUUAGAAUUGGCUCUCAAAUUUUCAACCGAGAUUAGAGCUAGUGAAUGAUUUUCAGUUUAUAUAGUCAUACACAUACUCAAGGAGUCCAUACCUUGGCCUCUGUGCAAGAUAUUCUUACUUUCAGCUGAUUAGCAGCCACUAUUGUUCAGGAAUUUUGAGUGGCGCACGUCCUGGCCUGGCGAGCCGAUGACCGGGCAGAACCGCAAUCACCGUCGCCGCCAUACUUUUGUGUACUGCUUGGUUCAUUGCACGCGGCCUGUACAAAUUGCUUUGUUAGUUAUUUGCGUGAGCCUCAGCCCCUUUAGUGUGUCAAGGACAAAGCAAAAGAAGAGGGGAGUGGCUAGCCAGAUUGCCCACAACUCAGCUCAUCAGGUGCAUCCAUACAAUGUCGAGCUGGACAUCAUUUGUCAAGGGACGAGAUCGACGGGCAGCAGCAGCUCGAGUUCACCUCACAGAACGAACCUAUAUAUGAUAAGCAAACUAGUCCCUUCAUAUUUGUGUUAGCUAGUUCAUGCACGCCGAAGGUCGCUUGCAUCUUUGCUCGGCUCAAUGAGUCUUGUUUUUGUCUUGUCUAUUUUCUUUUGGAAAUGAAAAGGAAGUGAAAAAAAAGGACCCGGUUAGACUCAAAAGUAAUAUCUGAAUUCGGGUUCAAAUCGGUCGUGUACGGUGUUCACUAAAACGGGCGUCACUUGGAGUGCGGAUUUCCAGCUACCGUUAUUUUAGAAACACUCACAUAGAGGAGACUUUUUGGUCCAUCAAAGACUCGUGUAUUUAUCCAAAAAAGAAGUUCAAAGACUUGUAUGUAGUUGAGUUGGAUUCUACUUCUGUAUGCAGAAGAAGAAGAAGAAAAAAUCAAUGCUUUUGCGAUGUAAAAAUACGGUAUUCGAAUAGCGGCCUCCCUACCCUCAAACCCCCAUUAGGCAUUUUCAGCGUGACUUUUCCAUACAUACUCUGUUUUGGUAGAAUGAGCUCUUUGGUCGCUGUGGCAGGUAAAGUAGGGAUGGGUGACAAGUAAUUCCGGACGGAAGAAGUAUCAAUGGUCUUGAUUGUCCAUAGGCUCCUUUGGUUAGACAGACGUAGGAAGGAGUAGCUUGUCCUGUCGCCAACCCAAUCCCUUUAUAUUUGUUUUUUUAGACAAUCCUUUUAUAUUUGUGGUAGCUAGUCCAUGCAUGGCACAAGCAAGCGUGGCCAUAGAUUCAGAGGUUGA
Molecule: messenger RNA, 5952 nt
Organism: Triticum dicoccoides
Lineage: Eukaryota; Viridiplantae; Streptophyta; Magnoliopsida; Poales; Poaceae
Product: pentatricopeptide repeat-containing protein At3g09040, mitochondrial-like
Exons: 11
Coding region: 1042-3741 (899 amino acids)
Biological process (GO): RNA modification
Molecular function (GO): protein binding; RNA binding
Source: RefSeq, a predicted model, not a curated record